Hibiscus syriacus is the source of this 1018-nucleotide messenger RNA. Its product is annotated as peroxidase 40-like. The transcript is spliced from 4 exons. The record is from RefSeq and is a predicted model, not a curated record. Gene Ontology annotation, molecular function: peroxidase activity; heme binding. Gene Ontology annotation, biological process: response to oxidative stress; hydrogen peroxide catabolic process. Bases 29 to 1018 code for a protein of 329 amino acids. NCBI's taxonomy places the organism in Eukaryota, Viridiplantae, Streptophyta, Magnoliopsida, Malvales, Malvaceae.
GUCUGUAAGUGUUAAAAAGAGUAGAAAGAUGACCAGGUGUUUGAUUUUAUGUCUAUGCAUGGUAAUGCUUUCCAUUACUGUGGCUCGCGCCAUGAACGAAACAUGCGUCGACGACAUUACCAUAGUGUUGCAGAUCGACUUGUAUCGAAACAGCUGCCCCGAGGCCGAAUCCAUCAUCUUCUCCUUCGUCGAAAAUGCAGUGUCCCAAGAUGCUAGAAUGGCGGCUUCGUUGCUUCGUCUCCAUUUCCACGAUUGCUUUGUUAAUGGUUGUGAUGGUUCGGUGUUGUUGGAUGAUACCGAGGAUUUCGUCGGCGAGAAAACCGCACCGCCAAACUUGAAUUCGCUGAGGGGAUUUGAAGUUAUCGACGCUAUUAAAUCGGAGCUCGAAUCUGUCUGCCCUCAGACUGUUUCUUGUGCGGAUAUUCUUGCAACUGCUGCCAGAGACUCCGUUGCUAUUUCAGGGGGACCAAGUUGGGAAGUGGAAAUGGGGAGAAAAGACAGCUUGGGUGCUAGUAAAGAAGCAGCAGCAAACAACAUUCCAGGCCCAAAUUCGACAGUGCCAACACUUGUCACCAAGUUCCAAAACGUUGGCCUCUCAUUAAGUGACAUGAUUGUGCUUUCUGGUGCACACACGCUGGGGAUGGCUCGAUGUUCGACUUUCAGCGCGCGGCUUCAGGGCUCGAAUGGCCCGGAUAUCAACGUCGAUUUCGUUCAAAACCUGCAUCAACUGUGCUCUCAAACGGACGGGAACACAAGGCUCGCACAGCUCGAUCUGGUCAGCCCCGCGACAUUCGACAACCAAUAUUAUGUUAACCUUCUUUCUGGGGAGGGAUUGCUGCCGUCCGACCAGGUGCUCGUCACGGAUGAUUAUCAAACUCGACAACUGGUACUCUCCUAUGCCGAGGACCCUUUGGCCUUCUUCGAGGACUUCAAGGAUUCGAUGCUGAAAAUGGGAAGCUUAGGGGUACUGACCGGGACAGAUGGCCAGAUUCGGAAGAAUUGCCGUGUUGUUAAUUAA